Messenger RNA from Boleophthalmus pectinirostris (great blue-spotted mudskipper), 2906 nucleotides. It is a transcript of the gene slc4a1b, whose product is annotated as solute carrier family 4 member 1b (Diego blood group). NCBI's taxonomy places the organism in Eukaryota, Metazoa, Chordata, Actinopteri, Gobiiformes, Gobiidae. Gene Ontology annotation, biological process: bicarbonate transport; transmembrane transport; regulation of intracellular pH. The transcript has 17 exons. The record is from RefSeq and is a predicted model, not a curated record. Bases 93 to 2612 code for a protein of 839 amino acids. Gene Ontology annotation, molecular function: bicarbonate transmembrane transporter activity; solute:inorganic anion antiporter activity; monoatomic anion transmembrane transporter activity. Gene Ontology annotation, cellular component: plasma membrane; basolateral plasma membrane.
GCCGCUGUUUAUAAAGUCACGCUUUCUGCCACUCUGGGCCAGUCACUUGUUACUGCUGCAGGACUCUGACACAGGUGAAGCUAAAGGAGCCAAUGAAGGACCAGAAGGAGGGCUACUGGCAGGAGACAGGGCGAUGGGGGGGCUACGAGGAGAGCUUUGAUCCCCAGGCUGGUGUCUGGGCCUCUUCACAUGUCUCCUUUCUCACCUUCAAGAGCCUCAUACAGAUAAGACGUACUAUGAACACAGGGGUUAUCAUUUUCAACUGUGAGGAGCAGAGUAUGGCCACCAUUGCGGAGAAAAUGGUCAAAGAGUUGUUGAACAAAAAGGAGAUAAGACCAGGUGAUCGUGAAGGAGUGCUCAAGGCCCUGCUACAAAACCACAGUCCGCCCAGUGACCAAGAGAACCAGGCUUUGACCGGGGGGACAGACCUCCAGAAGUUUGCAGUGAAGGAGAGGAAACAAGAUUCUGACAGUGUUGAGGCAUCCAUAGUUUUAGUAGGGGCACUGGACUUCCUGGAGAAACCCACAGUUGCGUUUGUGCGUCUUAAAGAAGCGGUGGAGCUGGAGUCGUCCUUUGACACCCCCGGACCUGUGCGCUUCAUCUUCAUUCUGAUUGGACCCAGUAAUAGUGACAUCGACUACCAUGAGACUGGACGUGCUAUGGCAGCUUUACUGGCAGAUAAAGUGUUUAAUCUGGCAGCAUUACAGGCCAAAACGCCCCGGGAGCUGACAGAUGCGGUGACUGGUUUCAUGGACUGCAGCAUCGUCAUACCUCCAACUGAAAUCCAGAAUGAGGCUGCACUUAGCUCCAUCAUCAACUUUCAGAAAAAACUACUGGAGGAACGAUGCCCGCCGAAGGAAGAAGUCUGCCUGGACAUCAAGCCUCGUAAACCCUCCAUUGUUAAUAUCCCUCCACCUGAAGACCCACUGGCACGCACUAACCGCCCCUUUGGUGGGAUGAUUCGGGACAUAAAGAGGCGUUACCAAUACUACAAGAGCGACAUGACCGAUGCUCUCAACGCCCAGGUCCUCGCGGCUGUUAUUUUCAUCUACUUUGCUGCUCUGUCUCCUGCCAUCACUUUUGGAGGACUGUUAGCGGAUAAGGUUGACAACAUGAUAGGUGUGCCUGAGCUCCUUAUCUCCACCAGCAUCCAGGGCAUCAUAUUCUGUUUUGUGGCUGCUCAGCCAGUGCUGGUCAUUGGCUUCUCCGGCCCUUUGUUGCUUUUCGAGGAGGCAUUUUAUGGAUUUUGCCAAACCCAAGAAAUUGAGUACAUUGUUGGCAGAGUGUGGGUGGGCGUGUGGCUGAUCUUCAUUGUAGUGGCCAUUGUGGCAUUUGAGGGCAGCUUCCUGGUGCGUUACAUCUCUCGCUUCACCCAAGAAAUCUUUUCCAUCCUUAUCUCCCUCAUCUUCAUCUACGAGACCUUUGCCAAACUUGGAAGGAUCUUCAGAUCUCAUCCACUUAUUCUAAAUUACGACCAUGUAAAUUCAACUAUAGAGAAUCCCUGGCUCCCAAGAGUGGAGGAGACAGUCAUCUUUGACAAUGCCACUGGAAACACAACUAUUAUCAUCAACACCAUUAAGUCCCCGUAUCCCAACACUGCACUUCUCUCCAUGUUCCUCAUGUUUGGAUGUUUCUUUAUCGCAUUCUUCCUACGCCAGUUUAAAAAUGGAACCUUUCUACCUGGGAGGGUGAGGCGACUGCUUGGUGACUUUGGUGUGCCGAUUGCCAUUUUCCUUAUGAUUCUUGCGGACUACAACAUUGAGGACACCUAUACUCAGAAACUGACUGUUCCCAAGGGUCUGAUGGUGUCCAACCCGGCCAAAAGGGGGUGGCUGAUCAACCCGUUUGGAGAGCACAAGCCAUUUCCUGUUUGGGUCAUGUUUGCAUGCUGUGUCCCAGCAUUACUCGUCUUUAUUCUUAUUUUUCUGGAGUCUCAGAUUACAACUCUAAUCAUCAGUAAACCAGAGAGGAAGAUGGUGAAGGGUUCAGGCUUCCACUUUGACUUGCUUCUGUUGGUGGGAAUGGGGGGCCUCGGUGCACUUUUCGGUGUGCCUUGGCUUAGCGCUGCCACAGUGCGCUCGGUCACCCAUGCCAACGCUCUAACUGUCAUGAGCAAAGGCCCGAAACCUGUGAUUGAAAAGGUGAUGGAGCAGAGGGUUAGUGGGAUCCUGGUUGCAUUAUUGGUUGGCCUGUCUAUUCUAAUGGAGCCGAUCUUAAAGUUGAUCCCUAUGGCUGCAUUGUUUGGGAUCUUCCUGUACAUGGGAGUAACUUCUCUCAAUGGGAUACAGUUGUGGGACCGUAUUCUGCUUCUCUUCAUCCCAAAGAAAUACCAUCCAAAUGAGCCUUAUGCUACCCGAGUGAGCACAGGACGAAUGCACUUCUUCACAGCCAUCCAAGUGGUGUGUCUGGCCAUUCUGUGGAUUGUGAAGUCCAGCCCUCUGUCUCUCGCACUUCCCUUUAUUCUCAUCCUCACCAUUCCACUACGAAUGUUCAUGACGGGCCGAAUAUUCACCGAGCUGGAGAUGAAAUGUUUGGAUGCAGAUGAUGCCAAAGUUACUUUUGAGGAGGAGCCAGGACAAGAUGUAUACUGUGAAUCUCAGAUGCCAUUGUAGAUGACAUGAAAACUGUCAGAGAUGUAUUUAUUUGAAAAAAGUGUAUUUAUGUAAAGCUCAAAUUAACCCCUGUCAGCCAAAAUAUUUUUAUGAAAACGGUUGAACACUAAGUGUACUUUUAAAAACUUGAAAUUAUUUUUAUUCUAUUAUUUUACUAUAUGGGGCAAAAAGCUUCAUUUAUUUAUAAAAAUUACCAAUCUAAAAAUGUUCUACAAAAGCAUUAGUCAUAUAGCAUGGCAAUGUAUGAAGUUUGUAAAAUAUACUAAAUGUAUGUAUGUAUAAAAAGACCAAAGA